Molecule: messenger RNA, 821 nt
Organism: Chelonus insularis
Lineage: Eukaryota; Metazoa; Arthropoda; Insecta; Hymenoptera; Braconidae
Exons: 5
Coding region: 153-737 (194 amino acids)
Source: RefSeq, a predicted model, not a curated record
GCCUAUCAUUGUACAGUUUUGAGGUUAGAGAAAUCAAUGAUAAGGAUAGAAGAAGAAAACAUAGGGAUGAUUAUAAGGAAAGCUGAUAUAAUGCAAUGAUUGCACAGUCAUGGGAAAUGAUUUGUUGCUGAUAUCGAAAUUUCUAUGAAAGAAUGAUACUGGAAAUUUUAUUUAAAUAUCGCUUUUUUAUAUCCUUGAUACCCAGACUGAAAUCCUUUACCAUGUGGAACAUAAUUUAUGUGAUCUUGUUGUCGUAUUUAAUACAAUUAAAUAUUGUCGAGUCUAGAUUUGAUCCAACAUUUUAUGACACUGAGGCUUCUUAUGUCAACUAUGAAUACUUCAGUGAUUUUGAAACCUAUGUCAAUGAAGAUCAUGCUGGAUUUUUUCUUAACUUUACAUUAAUAAAACGUUUUCCGAAUGAGACAAGGUUCUCAUACAAAUUACUAACAUCAUCAAUGGGAGAGUUUGUCAUAAAAACUGGAAUAAGUUUUGAUGCUGAAUUCUGUCAAAUAUUUGAUCCAAAUUAUCGUCUAAUUGGAGACCAGAUUGAAAUGAUAGGAAUCACUGAUGAUGACUGUCCUCCUGGUCCGGGAACAUAUGGUGCUGACAAUAUAUCUUACUCUCCAAAAAAUCUACCUGAUGCUUUUCCACCGAAUAAUUAUCUUGCAUUUAUAAAAAUUUAUUACCAGAAACUUCUUUUCUUGGAGUUUAAAAUAUUCGCUCGUCUUGCUAAUUAAAAAUUAAACAGAUGUUUAAUAAAUUUAAAUUAUUUGUUAUUCAAUUUUCAAGUAAUUCAUCUAAUAAAUUAACGGAAUAAUAGC